Molecule: messenger RNA, 1008 nt
Organism: Bursaphelenchus okinawaensis
Lineage: Eukaryota; Metazoa; Nematoda; Chromadorea; Rhabditida; Aphelenchoididae
Source: the annotation of a GenBank genome assembly
AUGUCAAGGUUAAUUUAUCAAACCACUGAUCGUUUCAAGAAUGCUCUCGUCAAUCACAACAUACCUGGCUUGAGGUGGUUGAUAGAAGGAUUCAAUUAGUAAGCGUAAAGUUGCAAAACUGAUUGUUUAGUUAUGACCGGUCGAGAGUCAAAGAUGUGGGACCAGAUCGUGCAGCUGCCGAAUGGAUUGUAAGGUGUGGAGGCAAAGUAAAGUAGGUUUUUACUGCCUUUUAGAGGCAUUUUUUGAUUUGGGUUUGAGACAGUUAAAACACUAUUUUAUGUAGUUAUUGGUUUAAAAAAAAUAAUUAUUUCUUUUUUAUAACCGGUAUUUGUCAUAGACAUUUCCAGGUUUGACAGAUACCGUGACAUCUUUGAAGACUACAAUAUGCUUAUUCGCGUUACAGCUGAAUUGGACCCGGCUAAAGAGUCAGGCCAAGUAAGGUUGGUAAUGGUCGAUGGUUCGAAUUCAAGUGUUUCUGGGUAUGGAUUUCGACAUUUUGGUAAGUGAGACAUUUCUAGAGUAAGAAAUUUGUCUUUUUCCUUAAACAGUUUUUUUAUUUUAAUACAAAAGGUUGUAGCAAACAUCACAAAGCUGGAGUCAGUGAAGUUGAUUGGAUGCAAAUCGAUGAAUGACACUGGAUUGGAGAUUAUGGGUGAGCACAUGGGACAGUAUUUACCGCACUUACACUUGGAGCAAUGUCCUCGGAUAACAGAGUAUGGGCUGAAGCACUUGGAGAAGUACAGGUAAGCUUAAUGCUUCUAAAUAAUACAAGGUAUAGUUGGAAAACGGAAACAAAGCAUUUUUGAGCUAGAAUGUGAGAUUAAAAGUUUAUAUAAGUGCUUAACUUAUAUUGAAACGUUUAUACUAAUAUACCAUCAACGUGACAAAAUAACUUUAAGCGGUCUAAAACAAUUGGUACUAAAAGAUCUGAAGAAUGUCCACAAGCCUGAACGAAAUGUGGCAGCGCUUCAGAAGGCGUUACCAAACUGUGAAUUGAAGUUUUCUUAA